AGAUACGUUAUUUUCUUCCGGGUCAGAGCCUCAGAGAAUCAUUCAACACUCAGAUAUGAGAGUUUUCUUCUAAUUUAUUUCGGAGGAGGAUAAAAUCCAAAACUGCUAUUGCUUGAUUAUAAUUCAAGAGGUAGUUUCAAUUCAUUUUUCUAUUUAAAAGAGAGAGAACUUCAAGAGAUACAAACGAAAUCCUCCAUAUUUUAUUUAUAUUUCGUAGGAGUUUUCUUAAUAUUUAUCGUAUCUUAAAUGGAUUUUAUUAUAACUAUUAUAUUUGUAAUUUUUUUAUCAUAUCAGUAUAAUAAUGUAAUGACUGGCCUAAAGAUUAUCUUAGUUUAUGUUAAUCAUACAUUUAUGAUAUUUUCUAUAAUAUUCAGAAAUGAAAUCAAUAAUCCUAUUUAAGUAGCUAAAAGUAUACUGAAUAUAGAUUAACGUUUUAUCGGUUAGAUUAUAGAUAUUAAAAGAUAUUCUUUUUAUCACUUAUGGUUUCCGUAAAUUCGAUAUGUAAUAAUUUGGCGCGAAAAGUUUCUGUUUUGUUUCUAAAAUCCAUCUUCUGACCUAAUAACAAUGACUAACGAUAUUUAUUCUAUAGAUUUAUAUUAUAUUUCUAUAACAGGCAACCGCAUGAUAAGUCUAUUUCUUUAGAAUUGAAAAAAAAACAGUGUCUUCAAAGUUAACAUGAAUUUUUUUUGUCACAAAAAUAUUUUCUUCCGUAAUAUUAAGUCUAACUCUUUCAAAUGCUAACUAGCUUCUGGCAAUAUGAACAUAGCUGAACUGAUCAGGAAGAAAACUCCAGAGAACUACGUAUAUGAACUUUUGAAAAUGGGCAAAGAAUUAGGAUUUAAUCCUAAUUUUAAAUGUACUCAAACUGGACUUCCAUUUCUUCAAGUAGCUAUAGUAUUGCAAAAUGAACAGGCUAUAGAGAUAUUAUUAUCAAGAGAUGCUAAUGUCAACAUUCUAAAUGAGAAUAAUGAUACUGCUCUACAUUGUGCUAGUGUGAAAGGAUUAACAAAUGUCUGUAAGAUCCUACUCAGUUACGGAGCUACUGAAAAGGAGGUGAAUAAUCAAGGUAGAACGCCAUUAAUGGAAGCUACAAAGAGAAAUUAUACAGAUGUGAUAGAAGUGCUUAAGAAAGGAAAAACAGGUUAGAGUUUCAUUUUAGAUAUUUUCAAAUUAAGAAAGUUUUAUAAAGUUAUAAAUUAUAUACUACACUUUACAUGAUAACGAAUAUUGCAAGACUUUUAUCUUUUCCAAGGAGUUUCAAAGUCAACGGAGACUAUUCAAGGUUUUGUGAAACGUUUACACGAAGACGAUGGUUCUAAUGGGAAUAAAGUAAAGAAAAAAGAAGUUAUAAACUUUUUCUUAGGAAAUAUCUCCGAAUUCGAAAUUUUACGAAGUCCUUUUCCAAAAGAAUCAAUACUUAAAAAUUAUCAAAUUAUUAAGCGAUAUCGAUUACAUUCGAAAAGAGAAUUCAGUAAUGGAGUCGUUCUUAAAGAAAAGAUAAAAUUCCAUAAAUACAUGUUUGUUUAUAUGAAUGAAGAAUGUAAUUCACAGAGCAUUCUUAGAUUAUCGUUCAUGCGAUCGUUGAACCAUCAAAACGUUGAAAAAUUGUAUUUUUGCGAUAUGUUUUUACGGGACGGAAGCAAAUAUUUUAAAACUAUUACAGACUAUUAUCCAGCAACCUUAGAAUCUUUUGUACAGCACUAUCAGUCAAAGUACUCGGAUUGCAUUUAUUACGGAAUAUGUGGUUUAUUGUUAUUACAAUAUAUCUAUGGAAUUCUAUCUGCAAUUGAUUACUUAUUAGGAAAGAAAAGUUCCCUAGAAAUUUCAAAAAGUGACAUUUUCAUUAAUCAAAAUGGUAUAUUAACCAUUCGCUGUCUCAGUACCAAUACGAAAUCUGAAUGCACUAGUGUUAGAGAUUCGAAGGAUAUAAAUACUUUA
This is a messenger RNA of Dimorphilus gyrociliatus, 1938 nucleotides long. Lineage: Eukaryota; Metazoa; Annelida; Polychaeta; Dinophilidae. The record is from the annotation of a GenBank genome assembly.